GAUGCUUUCUGUCGGGGUUUGUUGGAUUGAGUCAAAGCCGAACAGAAUCUCCGCGACACUUUUGCCAUUGUCGAUUAAUGUAGAAAACUAACCGCGUGGAAACUCACUUAAUCUCGUGUACAGCCGAACACAAACUUAUUUGUGGGUGAAAAUGGCCGAAUGGACUCCGAUAGCGAAGGUGUACGACCCUCUGAAAGCUGGCAGCAUCGACGGCACGGACGUGGAGCCGCACGACCGGGCGGUAUGGAGAGCUAUGACCGCCCGCUAUAAACCCAACAAAGGCGUUGUUGGAGACCCUCAUCUCACCCUGUUUGUGUAUCGACUGAACCCCCUGACGACAGAGGACAAACUGCACCAAGUGUUCUCCAAGUACGGAGACGUCCAGAGGCUGCGGCUGGUGCGGGACAUCGUCACGGGCUUCUCCAAAUGUUACGCCUUCAUCGAAUACAAGGAGGAGCGGUCCGUCGUCCGGGCCCGCCGGGACGCCAACAAGUUGGUGGUCGACCAGCACGAAGUUUUUGUGGACUUUGAGCAAGAGAGGCUGCUUAAGGGCUGGGUGCCCCGGCGGCUCGGCGGCGGACAGGGAGGAAAGAAAGAGUCCGGACAGCUGCGGUUCGGCGGCCGGGACAGGCCGUUCCGUAAACCCAUCAACCUCGGGGUCGGUCCGCUGCAGGAGCGGGGCGGCGGUGGCGGAAGGGGGUGGGAGCGACAGGGCACCAGGGACCGGGAGGACCGGGACCGGCAGAGAGAGGCCGAGUGGGGCGGCAGAGGGAGGAGAGACGAUCGGGAUAGGGGCAGAGAGCGGGACGACCGCAGACAGGGAGACCGAAACCGGAACCGGGACAGGAGAUGACGCAAAGUGCCGAUUCAAAUGACUUUCGAUCCACUGAACAGACUCCUGUAUCGCGUGGAGGGAUUCACGGCCAGGUGUACCGCGGAGCUGGGGCUUUACACACGGGGCUCGGACUGUGGACUAAAAGCAUUUCAAUUAACAAAUGACUUGCUUCUGUUGUCAAGAGUUCAAAGUGAUGCUUUUACUCUACAGUGACAUCGGGUGCCGGCACAUGGUAGCUCCUGCACGAAAACACCCAUUCAGACUGGGACUUCCCCAGGCUGUGCUUCCCCGGGCUGUGCUCCCCCAGGCUGUGGGCUCUCUGCAUUUGGUUACCGAUUUUAAAAACUCCCUCUCUGUCGAUACGUUCCUCCAAUGACAUGAAUGUCACGGUGGACCAGUAUUUCCGUAUUUCUCAGAACUCUUGUGUAGAUUGAGCACACAAAUCACUUGAAUAAUCCACCAUAUCAAGAAAUGCAAUGCUCAUUGUUUUAAAGGGAAGAUUUGAAACUUAAGUAUUUUUUAUUUUAUUUUUUGCAGUACCUGCAGACGAAUGAAUCUGUUACAUGUUCUCUCUUCGAGGCGGUUUAGUUUCUGACACUUUAUUUGAAUUAUGGUGUUGAAACACUACGGCAUCCAAAAGUGGGAAGUUAGAUGUGAAUGUGAACUCUUUCGUACAUGUUUUACAAAGUUAUUUAGAGCAGAACAUAAGUCUUAAAAAUGCCAAAGGGUUGGUGCAUCACUGACUUGGCACGGGAUUGAAAAACAAAUAAACCAGAAAUGAUCUGAACACAACGUGUCACUUUCCUUUUUUUCC
Molecule: messenger RNA, 1649 nt
Organism: Pungitius pungitius (ninespine stickleback)
Lineage: Eukaryota; Metazoa; Chordata; Actinopteri; Perciformes; Gasterosteidae
Gene: snrnp35
Product: small nuclear ribonucleoprotein 35 (U11/U12)
Exons: 1
Coding region: 152-853 (233 amino acids)
Biological process (GO): mRNA splicing, via spliceosome
Cellular component (GO): precatalytic spliceosome; U12-type spliceosomal complex
Molecular function (GO): snRNA binding; mRNA binding
Source: RefSeq, a predicted model, not a curated record